This is a messenger RNA of Lineus longissimus, 2355 nucleotides long. RefSeq lists its product as uncharacterized. The record is from RefSeq and is a predicted model, not a curated record. Bases 476 to 1570 code for a protein of 364 amino acids. NCBI's taxonomy places the organism in Eukaryota, Metazoa, Nemertea, Pilidiophora, Heteronemertea, Lineidae. The transcript has 2 exons.
GUCAGUAUAAUAAGUGUGCAGUGUUGACCAUACGUACUGCUCUUCGUGUCAACACAAGGUUUUGGGUGAGGAUUGUCAAUUCAUGCAGUGAAGGACGACAUGUUGUGCCGUUGUUUGAUUAUGUCAAGAUAAGUGAGACAGCCCGUGGGAUACAAUCAAGACACAUAGAGCUGCAGCGGAUUCGAUAGCUUGGAAGUCGAUAAGAAAGUCAAUCCGUUUCCCAAAUUCUUGCGGAGACGACUGAAGACAGCGCUCGGAUUCCUCCACUUUGCGGAAAACGAGGCGAAAGAAACUGCAGUGGUGUUGAUGAAUUAAUUUUGGAUAUUAAGGACAGGUGAAAGAACUCAAAACGGUACUUCAAGGUGCAAAGGAUUAUCAGACGCGAAAUUUGGUGUUUUCGCGUCUAUAUACACGAAGACAACCACGACUGCCGGACGUUUUUGUUGGUAAUUUUGUCUCCUAGUUCUUUGAAACCAUGACUGAUUAUAACUCAGUGUACAACAGCAGCACUAUCUGGGCUGCCAACACAACCAACUUUAAUCGCACCAUCAAAAUAUAUUCAAAGGAACAGGAACAAGCGGCCAUAUAUGUCAUUGCGGUGGUUAUGACAUAUGCAUGUUCCAUUUUUGCGCUACUGACGUUGGUCCUCUGUAAAAAGAAGCCAGGUGUUGUGCACACGGACCGUGAUGUGGACCGUUUCUUGCGAGAUAUCGAAUCUGUCCGCGACGCCUUGCGCAAACGAGAUCAGAAAUACGAGGUGAACAGAUUCAUCCGGGGAAUAUCAACAACCACAGAAGGUGAAUUAGCGCGCAGCCACAGUAUGGAUGCGUCUUUAGAGAGUAAAGGUGUCAGGAUCAAACCUCCAUUGCGCCGUGCCGUGUCCGAGGUAGUUAGGGCCGCCAAGUUUGCCGAUGCCGCAGCUAGUUCGUUUGAGGCGGUCUCCUCAGAUUCUGAGACGUCUUUGUCCCCCAUGUUCCAAACUAUGGUAAAUCCACCAUCCUACGAGGAACUUAAGAUGAAAUCACGCGGGGGAUUAACCGACAGGAAACAUUGUCAGAACUGUUCAUGCCAUCUCAUUGACAUGCGACAUCAAAUACAUUUUGUGUCUGUCCCUGUCUUGCCGCCCCGGACGGAAGUUGCACUGGUUCACCAACCAAGCGCUUCUGUAAGGUUAUCAAACUUGACUGGAGAACGAAACCAGCCGUCUUUACCAAACGUUUCUCAUAGCAACCCUGUUUCCCAAAAAAACGGGCGAAUGUUACACUCAUCUUCAGGGCCGACGCGUAUCCCCCGGCCUGUCAUAACGACCACGAUGCCCCCCAUGCCUUUUAUAAAUGAAAACGAGGAGCAUGGUAGCUUACGAACAGAAACAGGUCCUCUAGAAUCAAAAAGGCUACAAUUUACUGGGAGAAAACUUGAUAUGAAAGGAUGCGUCUCACCUGGGGAGACUUCAGGAAAAUUAAAGGUGCUAAAUCUCCGACGUGAAAAUGACUCUAAUCGCAACCGGGUGAAUUCAACAGAUGAUGAACCGACGGUUACGUCUCCCUUGAUUGGGGCAACGGCACUCUAGAGUGACAGAGCCCAAGGCAUGUGCUUUUGAGAAGGUUCGAAAUGUACACUCAUCAUAGACAUGACGUCAGGACUUUUGUUUCGGAGACACUAACCUCUUGAUUAAAUUGAUGAUUUUAUAGAUUUUACCAUCAUGGUUUUGAUAAAAUGCGUUGCUCAUUUCGACUAGGUUGUGAUAAGCUUUGGAGAAGGUUCUUCUCAUCUAGUUGCAUAAUGAUUGAAAACUAUGAUGACUAUACUGAUGACACGUGCCUCCGUCCAACAUCAAAAGCGAUUACUAUACAUUAUGCCCUCCUAUUUAGAUCAUCAAUAAAGAAUAUACUUUUGUAUAAAAUGGUUGAUACGCCCAUUCCUAUUACGAAUGUCUUCCUAUACAAGAGUAAACGACUUAUUCAGCUCAAAUAUUAUCAUUUAAUCGAGUAAGCCCCAAUUCUGUGAAGUACUUCAGGAGCCGCCACAACUUCCAAGUCCGAAGCACUGGAGUUAUGGAAGAACAUUACUAAGAAGUGCUACCACGGAAACGUUGCGACGACACCUGGUCGGUUUUACAGUAAUGAGAGAACGCGAUCAAUUUCCCACUUCCUCACAACGUCAUGUACGUGCACAAUUAUGUUCAACUGACCCAGAUAUGAUGUCGAAACCAAGGUGACGGGACCAUGCGAUGACAUAUUUCAACAAUACGGAUUGAGACAGAAGCAUAGUUACAGUACCUAAAUGCUGCCAUGGUACCAUUGAAAUAGGGAGGGAAGCUGGUGAAGAAUGUCUUGUCACAUUAUCAGCCACCUA